Molecule: messenger RNA, 2296 nt
Organism: Helianthus annuus (common sunflower)
Lineage: Eukaryota; Viridiplantae; Streptophyta; Magnoliopsida; Asterales; Asteraceae
Product: heterogeneous nuclear ribonucleoprotein 1
Exons: 2
Coding region: 129-1511 (460 amino acids)
Molecular function (GO): RNA binding
Source: RefSeq, a predicted model, not a curated record
UUAAGAAUACCGCCCACUCCCAAUCACUUGUUAUUCGUUGACCCCCACCCCAUCCAUCAUCAUCGCCUCCAUACCCAACCCAACACAAACCCUCGUUCUCUUCUCUUCAUUCCCCUAUCUAUCAUCUCAUGGAUUCAGAUCAGGGGAAGCUCUUCAUCGGCGGAAUCUCAUGGGAAACCUCUGAGGAUAAGCUCAAGGAGUAUUUCUCCGUCUACGGCGACAUCCUUCAGGCCGUUGUUAUGCGUGACAAGAUCACCGGCAGACCUCGCGGUUUCGGCUUCGUUGUUUUCUCAGAUCCUUCUGUUCUCGACUCUGUUCUUCAGGAAAAACACACCAUUGAUGGCCGCACGGUUGAGGCUAAAAGAGCCCUAUCAAGAGAGGAACAACAGGUAUCAAAAGCCGGAAACCCUAGCGGCGGUAGGAAUUCCGGUGGUAGCGAUAGCGGUAAUAUGAGGACAAAGAAAAUAUUUGUAGGCGGUUUGCCAGCCACUUUAAGCGAAGAAGGAUUCCGUCAGUAUUUUGAAGCAUAUGGAAACGUAACUGAUGUAGUAGUAAUGUAUGACCAGCAGACUAACAGACCUCGUGGAUUCGGAUUUAUUUCAUUCGAUUCUGAAGAAGCUGUUGAUAGGGUUUUGCACAAGACUUUUCAUGAUUUGAAUGGUAAGCAAGUAGAAGUAAAACGGGCUCUUCCGAAAGACGCCAACCCUGGCGGCGGCGGUGGACGUUCCAUGGGCGGUGGUGGUGGCGGUGGCGGUUAUCAAGGUUACGGUGCAUCAGGGGGUAAUAGUUCUUAUGAAGGUAGAAUGGAUUCUAAUAGGUACAUGCAAUCUCAAACCGCUGGUGGUGGAUUUCCGCCGUAUGGGAACACUGGUUACGGCACGCCUGGAUACGGGUACGGUCCGGGAAAUAACGGAAUGGGUUACAACAGUUACGGUGGGUACGGUGGUGGAAAUCCAGGUUAUGGUGGCCCAGCCGGUGCACCGUAUGGUAAUCCGAAUGUACCAAGUGCGGGUUACGGAAGCGGUCCUUCCGGUCCCGCACGCGGUUCGUGGAAUUCCCAGCCGUCUUCCGGAUACGGUGGUGCCGGAGCUUACGGAAACGCUCCAUGGGGUGCAUCUGUUGCUGGCGGCGGUGGUGGUGGUGGUCCGCAAGCAGCAGCACCUACAGGUCAAUCUCCGAGUGGAGCUGCUGGGUACGGGAAUCAAGGUUACGGUUAUGGCGGUGGAUAUGGUGGCAGUGACGGGUCUUAUGGUAAUCCUGCUGGGUAUGGCGCUGUUGGCGGCCGUGUCGGGAGCGGUCCGAAUAGCAAUUCUACUGCUGGCGGAGAUAUGCAGUCAGGUGGUGGUUACAUGGGAAGUGGUUACGGUGAUGCAAACGGAAAUGCAGGUUACGGGAACUCUGGGUGGAGAGGUGAUCCGUCACAAGCUUCCGGGAACUAUGGUGGUCAGGGAAAUGGCGGGCAAGGCGGCGGCUACGGCGGUUAUGGUGGUGCUCCAGCCCGGCAGGGUUAGCGGCAGUGAUUUUGAUCAUGGAAGAUGCAAAGCAGUUAAUUCUGUUGCGGAUAAUCAUGCCCACAACAGGACUGGUUGGCUUGCUUGAUUCUCAGUAGUUUGCAGUUUAUCUACUUUGCUGGUUUUUUAUUUUAUUUUAUAAUAAGCGGUAUUUUUGAGUAGUAGAGUUGAUUUAUGAUUUGGUUUUUAUGUGUUGGCUUGCUUAUUAUAGUGUGUACUAGAUUUUGUUAUCUAUAAUGGUUAUUAUAAGAUAAUUUCGUUAACUGCUGUUCUGGAUGUGAUGUGGCAAUGUUUGAGGCUUUUAACAGGUGACAGUUAGGAGUAAGAAGAUGUAAACAAGUUGCUUGUAGGAGUAAGGCUAGUUGUAGCGGAUAGUGAUAGCUAUAAUGGUAGUGGUAGUUGAACUUUGAUAAUGGCAUAAUCGUUUGUACCCUGUGGCCUUGUGUUGUACAGGAGAGGAGAGAGCGGGGAAUUGGAGCUCGAAAGUAAUUAUGCUGAUGUGGAUGAAGACAUGUUGCAUUAUUCUCCAUUCGUAUGGAGUUUCCAUUUCCGGAGGGAUGGUAUGUCGAUUUAGGAAAGAAGGGGUAAAGAGUUCCGAUUUUAUUAAUCAGUUAGGGUUAUGGAUACCUUCAAGUAGUAUACUCAUAAAUUAGUUAGUGUGUAGUUAACUAAGAAUUCGGUUCUUUGCUACCUUGUUAAACUGGAUGCAGGCUCAUUAAUCCUUUUAGAUUAGUUAUGAAAUGAUGAGCUAAGGUAUGAAAGUUGAUAUGUUUGUCAUUGAAUUG